UCUGGUUUACACAACAGCAUCAUAUCUGGAGCUAAUCUAAGGACUAAAAGUAAUGUGUGGUUCGGAGAACCGAGCAUGUCAAAAACAUUCUACGAUACCACAACAGAUGACAACUUCCAUCCAGUCACCGUGCCCUACACCUAUAACCGAGCCAAGUUCUACAAGGAUAGCGACAUCCCCUUGAACUACUAUGAAAAGAGUGAAGCUAAGCACACAUCCUCAUGGACAGAUUACAAGAACCCACACCGAGGGAAGACUGUACCCAACCCAGUGGCUAUCAAUAAUUUGAGAAAGUCCAACAUUUUGCCCCCACUCAGUGGCCCCCAGAAACACAGCACUACCCACCAAGUGACCUUCACCCCUAAGGAAUCAGAAGUCUACAGCUAUGACGCGGGGAGGCUACAGAAGAGUUCUGUCCCCUUGGGGACUAUGAGUGCAUAAUUCUGUGUCUAUUCAAAGUUUACAUAUGAUGUAAUUAUAACUAGAAGUUUGAUUUGGUGUAAUGUUGUUGCAGUCUGUUUCUGUUCCAUCUAGAUAGAAAGGG
Messenger RNA from Mizuhopecten yessoensis (Yesso scallop), 544 nucleotides. RefSeq lists its product as uncharacterized. The coding region runs from base 76 to 441 and encodes 121 amino acids. Lineage: Eukaryota; Metazoa; Mollusca; Bivalvia; Pectinida; Pectinidae. The record is from RefSeq and is a predicted model, not a curated record. The transcript is spliced from 3 exons.